AUGGCUUGGCGGCACACAGCUCUGCAACAAAAUUUCUUGUUCUUUAUUGCUGCACGGCGCCGCCGGGGAUCCGAAUUAUUAGCAAGGCAGUGCAUCGAGAUGGGUGUCAAUCUAGAGGAAGUUGAUGCACACGGUCAGACGGCUUUAUUCUAUGCUGCAGCGCGCGGCAAUUUGGUCAUAGUGAAAUUCUUGCUUAAUCUGGGGUUUGAAGUGAACUUCCGGGACUUCGCCAGGAAGUCGGCUCUCUUCUUUGCCAUUGAGAAGAAUCACAUGGACGUUGUCGAUUUCUUAGUCGAACGCUCAGCAUCUGUGCUGAUCCAAUCAUCAGACGGGAUAACGCCUCAGGCCAUGCUGAAGGCCUUGGGGCACAAGGCCCCCAGCCGGAAGAGGCCCUGGGUGUCGCCGACACCGACUUGCGCGUGUCCGGGCGCGGCAACACGUAGCCGUUUUGCCCAGUGGGAAUGGGCCGGGGCCCAGGAGGAGACUGAGUCACUGAUUGAAAAAAAGGAGGACAACGUGCUCGUGGAGAACGCGCAGUACUACGUGUGUGCAUCAACGACAGGGUGUUCGAAGCGCCUCCGCCGCUCGGAACGGGAGUUUGUUGGAGAUCAUGCUCAUCUCCAUCAACAGGAGACCUGGUACAGCAACUUGACUCCUGAGAAUUCUGCCGCGCUCGUGAACGUGAGCAUGGGUGACGAAAAAGCACAUGAGAAGAUUAUUGACGAGUUGGCGCAGGGAUCACGGCCUCGUGCCUUCACGCUGGUAGCAGUGUCGCAACAGACACGCACAUUUGCCGGCCACAUCUAUGCAAGCUUUGACGAGGAGACCUUGAAGAUCGGCCAAGUCAAAGUGGACCGGCCCCAUCAAGAACGGGGACUAGGCGGUCUGCUACUCAAAGCGGCCGAGAAGCGAGCACGGAACUUGGGAGCAUCCAUCUCGAAAGUGAGAAGCAACAAUCCACAGAUGGGCCUCGCAGAUGUUGCCGUGUGGACUGAGCACAUUGUUGCAUAUUUCGUCUGGACUCACACGGUCUACUCGAGCAGUGUGCUGGGCCAUCUUCCCUCCCCGUUCACAGGUCGCCCUGAGUAUGUGCUGCCGGAGUCGCGCUCCCCAACCCCCGAGCUGCAGUCUCCAGGACUCCUACCAAAUCCGCAUGGGCCGACCCUUCAGCCAUCAGGUUUCUCCGUGAGCAGAGAUCCGGUUUACGAGCGCCAACCGCUCGCGAUGCCGUACGGGCUGCCAAGUGGAGAUGGGCGCGUGGCUUCUUCCCUUUGGCAAGCCAAGACCACACUAGGACCCGAGUUCCAGGAGGCACCGUUUCACCAAAAGUUUUCCCACUUGGAUUUCAAUGCCGAUCGGGACAGACGGUGGCCGUCGAGCUUCAGCUACCGGAUGGAGGCGCUGGACCAGCCGCCCAUGCCUUUGCCAGGAAGCUUUCCCGGCAAGCCCUUCACGUUGCUCAUCUUUGACUGGGAUGACACGCUUAUGUGCAGCUCAGCGAUCAAUGCCAACGAGUUCCUGCCGCAUCAGUACAACCAGCUCGAGAGCCUCGUGGAGCAGGUGCUUCUGGCGGCCAUGCGCCUUGGGGAGACUUGCAUCGUGACCAACGCAGACGAGAUGUGGGUCACCGAGAGCGCACGGCGCUACAUGCCACGUGUGCUUCCAAUACUGUCGCGCAUGCCCGUCGUGUCGGCACGACGGCGAUUCGAGCGCACCUGGCCUGGUGAUGUGUUUGCUUGGAAGCGGGAGGCCUUUCGCCAGGUCUUGUCCUCCUGGCAGGCGAAUGUGCUGGCUUCCGGGGGCAUGCACCUGAUUGUUCUCGGCGACUCCGUGGUCGAGAUGGAAGCCGCGCACACCUCCUCCGUGGGGUUGGUCUCGCCGACGGCCGUGAAGACGGUGAAAUUCAAGGAGGUUCCCACCGUCGAGGAGCUGCUGGAGCAGCUGACAAUGCUCAAUCAGGAGCUGGCUUCUAUCGUCGCAGACGACCGGAGCGGCUACAGGAGUUUGGCAACCAGGCUCUCCGGAUUUGGAGCUGCGUCCUCCCCCACGAACAGGCUGCCGGACACAGCAUACGGCACUAUGUCGAUGAGCCCGUACAGCUACCUGGGUGUGCCUCUCUCCGUGCCUUGA
This is a messenger RNA of Symbiodinium sp. CCMP2592, 2130 nucleotides long. The record is from the annotation of a GenBank genome assembly. NCBI's taxonomy places the organism in Eukaryota, Dinophyceae, Suessiales, Symbiodiniaceae.